AAAAAAGACAAAAUUUGACUUUCAAUUUGCGUCCAAAGUCAAAACAAAAUUAUCAAACUCAAAUUACGCUGUUUGAAUUUUAAUGCCUUUUGCCGAAAAGGAAGACUGAUUUGAACUUUUGAAGCUACAGAAACAGUUCGUUUACGAGGGUAGUCUAAAAAACUGCUAAAUAAAUAGUUAUCAAUUACGUAUUGCAUCUUUCGUUCGCCUCUGCUGCGCGGCAAGAUCACGUUUUUCUUUUUGUUAAAUAAGUACCAAAUUACUUUUAAGAAUGAUAGAUCUUUUUAUGCCGUUUCGUUCUUUACUAAAACUUGGAAAUGUUUGCACUGAUAACAAUAUCUUCCGCAUGCACUAUAAGUUAACAGUUAUAAUCUUGCUGGUAUUCACGCUACUGGUGAGCACGAAACAGUUUUUCGGAGAGCCCAUACAUUGUAUGAGCGAUAGCGACAAAGACCAUGACAAAGAAGCCAUGAAUAGUUACUGCUGGAUCUACGGAACCUACACCUUGAAGAGUAGUCUUGCUGGUAUUGAAGGCAAGCAUAUAGCAUACAGAGGUGUGGGCCCAGACAAAGGUAUACAAGCAGAACAAAUAAAGCAUACUUACUACCAGUGGGUGUGUUUUGUGUUACUUGGGCAGGCUGCUAUGUUCUACACACCGCGCUACCUCUGGAAAAUAUGGGAAGGUGGUAGACUGAAGGCAUUAGCAUCCGAAUUAGAUAGUCCAAUGGUACCUAAAGACUGGUCAGAAUGCAAGCGUGCUGAGCUGGUCUCUUACCUCACUUACACCAAUCUUUAUACACACAACAUGUAUGCCUUACGCUAUGCUUUCUGUGAAAUACUCAAUCUUGUUAAUGUGGUGGGCCAAAUAUUUUUACUAGACUUAUUCCUGGGUGGUGCCUUUCGUAACUAUGGAGCUGCAGUAGCAGCAUUCACACACAUUCCGAAAGUGCCAAAUAAUUUUCUAGACUACGAAUUAGUCAACCCCAUGGACCAAUACUUCCCAAAGCUCACUAAAUGCUGGUUUCGAAGCUACGGACCUUCAGGCUCUAUGCAACAUAAAGAUAGGUUAUGUGUACUACCAUUGAACAUUGUUAAUGAAAAAAUAUUUGUUUUCCUCUGGUUUUGGCUUAUAUUCCUUGCUCUAUUAUCUGCUCUGGCUGUGUUAUUUCGUAUAUUGGUUAUAUCUAUGCCACCACUACGUACUGUAAUGAUUAUGGGCCAACUUAGAUUUGUUAAGCGAAGAGUUAUCUCUAGAAUUGUAAGACACUUUAGUUUUGGUGAUUGGUUCAUCCUGUAUUUGCUGGGCAAGAAUAUGAAUCCACUUAUAUAUAAAGAUUUAAUUAUAGAGGUCUCUAAAGAAUUAGAAAAAAGACCUAAUAAUAUGGUAUGAUUUUUUACUUAAGUAUGAGUAAAAAUUUUCAAUACCAUUAAAUUUUCAAUAUUGAAAAGUGAAA
Molecule: messenger RNA, 1454 nt
Organism: Pararge aegeria (speckled wood butterfly)
Lineage: Eukaryota; Metazoa; Arthropoda; Insecta; Lepidoptera; Nymphalidae
Gene: Inx4
Product: innexin inx2-like
Exons: 4
Coding region: 272-1390 (372 amino acids)
Biological process (GO): phototransduction
Cellular component (GO): plasma membrane; gap junction
Molecular function (GO): gap junction channel activity
Source: RefSeq, a predicted model, not a curated record